AUGAGCAGCGAUGCUGAGAGCUCGACUCAACUCCGAGAAGAUGUUGUUUCUGACGACGAACAAGUCGAUGUUCCUGAAGGAAUGGAUCCAGAGGGCUUUUCCGGCCCCAAAGUCAUCAAACCGUUAAGUCCCGAGGCCUUAGCCGCCUUUCAAGCCGCACAAAAGCGUGCAGGGGUGAUCUACAUAUCACGAAUCCCACCUGGAAUGCGCCCUACGAAAGUGAGGCAUCUCAUGAGUGUUCAUGGUGAGGUGGGAAGGGUCUAUCUGCAGCAAGAAGACGCCAAACGUGCGUAUCUCCGUCGGAAGUAUACCUCAACGAAGAAGGCGCAUUUCACGGAAGGCUGGGUCGAGUUCAAGGACAAGAAAGUUGCGCGAACCGUAGCAGAAAUGCUCAAUGCACAACCGAUUGGAGGCAAGAAGGGGACACGAUGGAGAGACGAUGUUUGGACCAUGAAGUAUCUUCCCAAAUUCAAGUGGAGCAUGCUCACUGAGCAGAUCGCUCACGAAGCCGCCGUCCAUACCGCCAAACUCCGCGUGGAACUCUCUCAAUCUCGUUCUGAGCAACGCGAGUAUAUGCAUAAUGUCGAGCUAGCGCGUGUGUUAGAGAAGCGGGCGGAGAAGAAGCGGGAGAAAGGAGAGGUUAUGGAGUUGAAGGAACAAAGACCAAAACGGAAACGAGGGGGAGACGAAGACAAUCCUUCGAGGAAAAAAAGAAGUGCUAUCGAGGAUGAGGCUCAACUGAGCAGCGUUUUAUCAAGUAUUUUCUAG
Mycena indigotica is the source of this 768-nucleotide messenger RNA. Its product is annotated as Pre-rRNA-processing protein ESF2. Gene Ontology annotation, molecular function: RNA binding. Gene Ontology annotation, biological process: endonucleolytic cleavage in ITS1 to separate SSU-rRNA from 5.8S rRNA and LSU-rRNA from tricistronic rRNA transcript (SSU-rRNA, 5.8S rRNA, LSU-rRNA); endonucleolytic cleavage in 5'-ETS of tricistronic rRNA transcript (SSU-rRNA, 5.8S rRNA, LSU-rRNA); small-subunit processome assembly. The record is from RefSeq and is a predicted model, not a curated record. The coding region runs from base 1 to 768 and encodes 255 amino acids. The transcript has 3 exons. Gene Ontology annotation, cellular component: nucleolus. NCBI's taxonomy places the organism in Eukaryota, Fungi, Basidiomycota, Agaricomycetes, Agaricales, Mycenaceae.